CACUUCCGGUUUCCUCUGCCCCUUGCCUUUCCACCGGAGCGGCUGCUGUGUGCAGAUAUCAGAGGAGUGAAUACCACGUAGACCGUUGGCUAAAAAAAGACAUUAAGAUGCCCCCCAAAAAGACAGAAGCCCCCAAAGAGCCCACAUUGAUUGGACGAUUUGGAACCUCACUGAAGAUCGGGAUCGUGGGAUUACCUAAUGUUGGGAAAUCCACCUUUUUCAAUGUGCUGACCAAAAGUCAAGCUGCUGCAGAGAACUUCCCAUUCUGCACAAUUGACCCAAAUGAGAGCAGGGUACCUGUGCCAGAUGAGCGCUUUGACUUUCUCUGCCAAUACCACAAACCGGCCAGUAAGGUUCCAGCUUUUCUCAAUGUCGUGGACAUUGCUGGUCUGGUGAAGGGAGCUCACGCGGGACAGGGACUUGGAAACGCCUUUCUCUCCCACAUCAGUGCAUGUGAUGGCAUCUUCCACAUGACACGUGCGUUUGAUGAUGAGGAUAUUAUCCAUGUGGAGGGUAACGUUGACCCAGUGAGGGACAUUGAGAUCAUCCACGAAGAGCUGCGACUAAAGGACGAGGAAAUGAUUCCUCUAAUCCUUGACAAACUGGAGAAGGCUGCCGUCAGAGGAGGGGACAAAAGACUUAAACCUGAACAUGAUAUAAUGUUGAAGGUAAAGAACUGGAUAGUGGAGGAGAAGAAACACGUCAGAUUUUACCCUGACUGGAACGACAAAGAGAUUGAGGUGUUGAACAAAUAUCUGCUUCUGACAUCCAAGCCCAUGAUCUACCUGGUCAAUCUCUCAGAGAAGGACUACAUCAGGAAGAAAAACAAGUGGUUGGCAAAAAUCAAGGAAUGGGUAGAUGCUCACGAUCCCGGAGCUCUGGUCAUCCCCGUGAGUGGAUGUGUUGAGUCUAAAAUGCAGGACAUGGAGGAGGAGGAGAAGAAUAAGUACUGCACGGAAAUGAAGACGCAGAGUGUUCUGACCAAAAUAAUCAAAACUGGCUACGCAGCACUACAGCUGGAAUACUUCUUCACAGCAGGACCAGAUGAGGUGCGAGCUUGGACCGUCAGGAAAGGGACCAAGGCUCCUCAAGCUGCAGGAAAGAUCCACACUGACUUUGAGAAGGGCUUCAUCAUGGCGGAGGUGAUGAAGUACAAUGACUUCAAAGAGGAGGGCAGUGAAAAUGCAGCCAAGGCCGCUGGGAAAUACAGGCAACUGGGCAGGAACUACACGGUGGAUGACGGCGACAUUAUCUUUUUCAAAUUCAACACACCCAGUGCACCUAAAAAGAAACCAUGAGAACACAAUAUCACCAGAGGGAGAACUCAGAAUACUGUUAAGGAGCUACACUGUGUGCUGGUUUUCAUAUUUAUCUUUUGAAUUCAGAGGAUCAGCUCAGCGGAUCAGCAGUUAUUUACUCAGCUGGUCUGAUCUGGUACCUAUUGGAAUUAUUCAAUAUAAUUACAUUUCUAUACAAGCUUACAUCCGUGCCUAUAAUAUUUGGCACCUUCUGCACCAGUCAAAUAUUUUUGAAAACAUUAUAUUCUAGCUUUCAUGGUCCCAACUAAGAAUAGGUAUAACUGAACUGAGGAAUGUAUCAUUUCAGAUUUUACUGGAAAUAGCUAAUUAAGAAACUGUAACAGAACAUAAACUGCAUAUUUCUUUAUAAUUGAGGCUGGCCUUGUCCAUGUGUUUUUAAGAUGCAUCAGAUGAUCAGAGCAUGUCCCCUUUUCUAGAUGCUUUUUGAUAAUUCAAGCAAGAAUCAAAGAGUCGUAACGUUUUUGUUGUUGUUGAAUUGUAUCUUUAAGACGAUAUUUGAGCUAUACAACAAUAACAGCUUGCCUUUCUGUCAUUAUUCUACAAUUACCAUCAUGAUGACCUCACAUCAUAUCAACCCUCUUUAUUACAGCCUGGCCUGAUCAAUCUGUAAUUCAGAUCUUAUAACAUACAAAAGUUAUAAACAGUGCCAGCAUAAGUGAUGGUAAUAUAUAGCAUGUGGUGUUUGGUACAGGUGCCUAAUCAGCAUAGAAUGAGUAAACAGUGUUUUUUCCUCAUUAAAAUGACAUGAACUGUUUUCUUAGUUUAUUUAUGCCUUUUCCCCAAUUCAACUGUCUUAUGCUAUUCACAAUUAAGCCAUAAUUCCGUAACCAAUUAUGCUAAAACCAAUAAACGUUUGACUGGUGCUGUGUAAACUACCAAGAGAAAAUGAAAGCCAUCGCUCAGUGUAGCAUUUCAGGACACAACUGUGCUUUAUUCUGAGGGCAAGGAUAUUCCUAUUAUUUUAGAGAGAGCAAAGCAGGUAUCCCCGACGAUGCAGGAUGAGACACCCGAAUGGAUCAUUUUGUGAUACACACUGCUUUUAUUGACUUUGGUUUGGUUUGGAAACAUAAAAACAGACGACAUUCACGUUAUGAACACCACCCUGUGUCACAAGAUAUGGCUUCAGUGUGAACCAGCUCUGAGGAUCAUCUGGACUGUAUGGCUUCAUAAUGCUCCUUGUUUCACUGCCUCCAUAGUGUGAAUGUCUUUUAUUUUCAAGAGCGCCCAACAAUCCCCUCAUUUAACAUCUUGUCGAAGGUAGAACAUCCUAAUGGGCCUAAGGGAGUCAAGAUAUAAAUAAACGUCAUCCUCAUCAAUAUGCAUGCGUCAAUAAAAGGAGAAAAAAAACCGUG
Molecule: messenger RNA, 2671 nt
Organism: Cyclopterus lumpus (lumpfish)
Lineage: Eukaryota; Metazoa; Chordata; Actinopteri; Perciformes; Cyclopteridae
Product: obg-like ATPase 1
Exons: 11
Coding region: 108-1298 (396 amino acids)
Cellular component (GO): cytoplasm
Molecular function (GO): ATP hydrolysis activity; ATP binding; GTP binding
Source: RefSeq, a predicted model, not a curated record